Molecule: messenger RNA, 4650 nt
Organism: Fusarium sp. VM40
Lineage: Eukaryota; Fungi; Ascomycota; Sordariomycetes; Hypocreales; Nectriaceae
Source: the annotation of a GenBank genome assembly
AUGGCUUUCUAUAGCGAGCAACAACAACAAGUUCUCUUCGAGACCGGCUCGUUCACGGGGUUCCGCCCGCUGCGAGAGCUUGGCGCAAACUACUUCAGCACCAGCUCGUUCAAGCAGCCUCUGUGUGGCAAUUCGGAAGGAUGGGGUCCUUUGAGUCCUCAUCGCUACGAUUUCACACCUUGUUUUAUUGAUGUCUGGAUAGCCGCGGUAUCUGUUUUCGGUCUUUUGUUUGGAUCGCUUGCUGUUUGGUGGCUGCUCGUCAAGAAGCAGAAACAGGAGGGACAAACCAAGAACGCGCACUUCUAUAUCAAGCAGUCCCUUCUCGCCGUCAUCAUCGUCGACGUCAUUGCCCAACUUGUCGUUCAAAUUAUUUUUAUGCCCCAUGUCUGGUAUGGCGAUUUCCGAGUGUUGACAACCCUUUUGACUAUCCUAUCGUUAUUCGUCGUAUUCGCUAUCCAAUGGAUCGAACAUUCGCGCAUUCGAUACCCCAGCGGCGUCGUCCUCUUCUACUGGCUUUUCCUCCUUAUCUCUUAUGGCGUCAAAUUGCGAUCCCUUGUAUCGCAACAAAUUUAUGAGUCCAACCUACCAUACUUCAUCAUUUACUGCGUUGGAGUUGGACUGUCCCUUGCCGAGUUCCUUUUGGAGUGGCUGUGGCCUCGAAACAAUGCCCCUAGUGGUUAUGAAGCUAUCGAAGAGGAGGAAGAGUGUCCCAUGGAGUAUGCCAACGCCUUCUCCCAGCUUGCUUUCUCUUGGAUGACACCAAUGAUGCAAUAUGGCUAUAAAGUGUACUUGACCGAAGAUGAUCUCUGGGCCCUUGCCAAAGAUGACAAGACUAAGACCACCGGAGCUCGCUUUGAUGAAGCUUGGCAGUAUGAGUUGGAACACCAUAAGAAGCCUUCACUGUGGAGAGUUUUGUACAAGGCUUAUGGCGGUCCCUAUUGUAUUGCUGCGAUCUUCAAGGUCGGAAACGAUGUUGCCCAAUACAUUCAGCCGCAGCUACUUCGGCUUCUUAUCUCUUUCGUCGAUUCUUACGGCAAAGGCAAGACUCCCCAGCCCGUCAUUAAGGGUGCUGCAAUCGCAUUGGCCAUGUUUGCAUGUGCUGUUCUGCAAACUACCAUGGUUCAUCAGUAUUUCCAGCUUGCUUUCGUGACCGGUAUGCGCAUCAAGGGCGGUCUCUCCUCGGCCAUUUACCGCAAGUCGCUUCGACUGUCCAAUGAGGGCAGAGCCUCAAAGUCCACUGGCGAUAUCGUCAACUACAUGGCUGUCGAUGGCCAGCGUCUGCAGGAUCUUACCCAGUUCGCUCAGCAAAUUUGGUCUGCACCAUUCCAGAUCAUCAUCUGCAUGGUCUCUUUGUACAACCUGGUUGGUUGGUCCAUGAUGGCGGGUAUCGUCGUCAUGAUUAUCAUGAUGCCUAUUCAGGGAUUCGUAGCUCGCAUUAUGAAGAACAUGCAGAAGGAGCAAAUGAAGAACAAGGAUGCCAGAAGCCGCUUGAUCAACGAGAUCAUCAACAACAUGAAGAGCAUCAAAUUGUAUGCGUGGGGUUCUGCUUUCAUGAACAAACUUAACUUUGUCCGAAACGAGAAGGAGCUCAAGAACUUGCGAAAGAUUGGUGCUACUCAGGCCUUUGCCAACUUUACUUGGACCACGGCGCCUUUCUUCGUGUCAUGCUCAACCUUUACUGUCUUUGUCCUGACCCAGGAUAAGCCGCUUACCACUGAUAUCGUCUUCCCUGCGUUAGCCUUGUUCAAUCUCCUGACGUUCCCUCUUGCCAUUCUUCCUAUGGUCAUCACAUCUAUUGUCGAAGCUUCUGUCGCCAUUGGACGUCUGACUAGCUUUCUCACUGCCGAAGAGCUCCAGCCCAACGCCAUCACUAUCAAGGAUGCCCCUGAGCAACUUGGCGAGGAGAGCGUCAUUAUCCGCGACGGUACAUUCUCCUGGAAUCGCCAUGAGGACAAGGCCGCCCUCACUGACAUCGACUACACUGCGUACAAAGGGGAACUCUCUUGUGUUGUUGGCCGUGUCGGUGCCGGUAAGUCAUCUUUCCUCCAGAGCAUCCUUGGCGAUUUGUGGAAGAUCAAGGGUAAAGUUGAAGUGCGAGGAACCGUUGCAUAUGCUUCUCAGCAAAUAUGGAUCCUCAAUGCUACUGUCAAGGAGAACAUCAUCUUUGGAUACAAAUAUGAUGCCGAGUUUUACGAGAAGACUGUCCAUGCAUGCGCACUAGUAGACGAUUUUGCGCAGCUUCCCGACGGAGAUGAGACUGUCGUCGGCGAACGAGGUAUCUCUCUCAGUGGUGGUCAGAAAGCGCGUGUUUCGCUGGCUCGUGCUGUCUAUGCCCGCGCCGACAUCUACCUUCUUGAUGACGUUCUUUCUGCUGUUGAUUCUCAUGUUGGUCGUCACAUCAUCGACAACGUUCUUGGAACCCGAGGUCUUCUUGCUUCAAAGACUCGCAUUCUCGCGACUAAUGCUAUCGCCGUCCUUCGCCAGGCUAGCUACGUGUCCCUGAUCAAGGAUGGGCGCAUUGUUGAGCGAGGAACAUACAAGGAACUGGUAUCUGAAAAGGGUCUUGUCGCAGAGCUUCUGAAGACUGCUGGUCACGAGUCUAGCGAUGCCAACAGCGAGCCCAGCUCCAGCGCCUCAAGCAGUAAGGCCGCUACGAUCAUUGAGCCAGACUCAGCCCACGCCAAAGAAGAGAUUGAAGAGGCCCAAGAACAAGUCCCUGAGAUGGCUCCCAUUAAGACCAGUGCUGGAGCUAAACCUCGAUCAAGUAGCAUGGCCACCCUCCGUCGUGCCAGCACUGCAAGUUUCAGGGGCCCCCGAGGCAAGCUUACCGAUGAGGAGGUUGGUGGUUCUUCCAAGACCAAGCAGGCCAAGGAGCACUUGGAGCAAGGCAAGGUCAAGUGGUCCGUCUAUGGCGAGUACGCUAAGAUGAACAACAUCUACGCUGUCGCUUUGUAUCUGUUCAUGCUUCUCGCUUCGCAGACUGCUACAAUCGGUGGUUCCGUUUGGUUAAAAGAGUGGUCUGAGCAAAACCAAAAGACAGGCUCGAACGAACGCGUUGGCAAGUAUAUCGGAAUCUACUUCGCUAUCGGUAUUGGAGCUUCCGCUCUUACUGUUAUUCAGACCCUGAUUCUCUGGAUUUUCUGCUCAAUCGAAGCGUCUAGGAAGCUUCACGAGCGUAUGGCCAAUGCCAUCUUCCGCUCUCCCAUGUCCUUCUUUGACACUACACCCGCCGGACGUAUCCUGAAUCGAUUCUCUAGCGACAUCUACCGUGUUGAUGAGGUGCUGGCGAGAACGUUCAACAUGCUCUUUGUCAAUGCCGCUCGGUCAGGCUUUACCCUGAUUGUUAUCUCGGUUGCGACACCAGCUUUUGUUGCAUUGAUUGUCCCACUUGCCUUGGCAUACUAUUUUAUCCAGAGAUACUAUCUUCGAACAUCGCGUGAACUCAAGCGACUCGACAGUGUCAGCCGAAGUCCUAUCUACGCACAUUUCCAGGAAUCACUUGGAGGCAUUUCCACCAUUCGGGCAUACCGACAGCAGCAGCGAUUCGAGCUUGAGAACGAAUGGCGCGUUGAUGCUAAUCUCCGCGCUUACUUCCCUUCCAUCAGCGCAAACCGCUGGCUUGCCGUUCGCCUCGAGUCUAUUGGUGCUAUCGUCAUCCUGUCUGCCGCUAGCUUUGCCAUCAUCGCUGUUUCUAGUGACGUCCCCCUCAGCCCCGGUAUUGUUGGCCUGGCGAUGUCAUACGCCCUGCAGAUUACGACCUCUCUCAACUGGAUCGUGCGUCAGACUGUAGAGGUUGAGACCAACAUUGUGUCGGUUGAGCGUGUCCUUGAAUAUGCAGCCCUACCGAGCGAAGCACCCGAGAUUGUCACCAAGAACCGACCUCCUGUCUCGUGGCCUGCCAAGGGAGAGGUUGAUUUUGUAAACUACAGCACCCGCUACAGGGAGGGCUUGGAUUUGGUUCUCAAGAACAUCAGCCUCGACAUCAAGUCGCAUGAGAAGAUUGGCGUCGUCGGUCGCACCGGAGCUGGCAAGUCGUCCCUCACUCUUGCAUUGUUCCGCCUGAUCGAACCGGUGACGGGCCAUAUUGGUAUUGAUAAUAUUGAUACAUCUUCCAUCGGCUUGCUUGACUUGCGCAGAAGACUGGCUAUCAUUCCACAAGAUGCAGCACUCUUCGAGGGCACCGUUCGAGAUAAUCUUGAUCCCGGUCAUGUUCACGACGACACUGAGCUUUGGAGCGUACUCGAGCACGCACGAUUGAAGGACCACGUUUCAAGCAUGGAUGGUGGGUUGGAAGCCAAGAUUAACGAAGGAGGCUCCAAUCUCUCCCAAGGUCAGAGGCAACUCGUCUCGCUUGCUCGCGCAAUGCUCACCCCAUCCAACAUCCUGGUUCUCGACGAAGCCACCGCUGCUGUUGAUGUUGAAACAGACGCUAUGUUGCAGAGCACCCUCCGAUCACCCUUGUUUUCUAACCGCACCAUCAUCACCGUGGCUCAUCGUCUCAACACCAUCCUCGACAGCGAUCGUGUCGUAGUGCUUGACAAGGGUGAGGUUGUCGAGUUUGAUAGUCCGGCCGAGCUUGUGAAAAAGCAAGGUGUUUUCUACGGGCUGAUGAAGCAGGCUGGCCUGGAACUUGGGCAGACAGAUGCCUAA